UUCUGCUUCGGAGGACAUUUGUUUGCAUUUACAGGGCGAUCACCUUUGCUUCUUCGUUUCUUGUGAUACAUAUUUGUUACCCGCAUUCCCUUUUAUUACUAUUUUUAUGACAUCCCUUCUGUUGGGCGGCCUCUGUUUCUCGGGUCGGGACUCUGGUUUGGUCUGUUUUUGUUUUAUUUUUGCUGCAUGGAGGCGGUUCAUGAAGUGUAUACCCCCUUUUGGUUGUUGUUGUUGUUGUUGCGCGCAACGCUGUAGAUACAGGUUCCAACCGACUGAUCAGUGUGCUGAUCCCUCAGAAUAUCCGAAAUUCAAACAAAUCCAAAAUAACAUAUACAAAACAAAAGACUUGCUUAUGUUCCUUGUAGAUGAAUUUCCUAAGCAUCGAAGAGAAGAGAAAGACCAGGGUUUGAGGCAGAAGAUACUACAUACGUGGUCCCGGCUGAUCUCCCGGCGCUUUGGUUGGCUUAGCCGAGCGCUAAGCGUCAGGCAAGCGAAAGCCAACGUCGACCACCGCAACCGUGUCUUAUCUUCUUUCAAACCUCACCGCCAGCGCUCCAGCCUUCGCAAGCUUCACCCUCCAUAUCACCGAUCUUCAGUACCAACCCGUCCGGACUGAAUCGAUCUCACCAUGUGGAUCAUUAACUGGUUCUACGAUGUCCUGGCCUCCCUCGGCCUGCUCAACAAGCACGCUAAGCUCCUCUUCCUCGGCCUUGACAAUGCCGGAAAGACGACCCUUCUGCACAUGUUGAAGGUGCGUACCUACCCCUGCACGUGCUCUCCGGUUCCCGCCACCGUAUACCCAGGCGCAGUGUGAUGGGGCCGCUCAAUUGCGGCCCAGGAAA
Messenger RNA from Aspergillus pseudonomiae, 842 nucleotides. RefSeq lists its product as uncharacterized. Bases 107 to 616 code for a protein of 169 amino acids. The transcript has 2 exons. Lineage: Eukaryota; Fungi; Ascomycota; Eurotiomycetes; Eurotiales; Aspergillaceae. The record is from RefSeq and is a predicted model, not a curated record.